Messenger RNA from Brassica oleracea var. oleracea, 845 nucleotides. RefSeq names its product probable peroxygenase 4. The record is from RefSeq and is a predicted model, not a curated record. The coding region runs from base 177 to 755 and encodes 192 amino acids. Gene Ontology annotation, molecular function: calcium ion binding; monooxygenase activity. NCBI's taxonomy places the organism in Eukaryota, Viridiplantae, Streptophyta, Magnoliopsida, Brassicales, Brassicaceae. The transcript has 6 exons.
AUCUUUAAUUACAUUAUCAUCAAUAGAAUAACAUGACGAACAGUUCUCUUUUUCUUAAAUCUAAAGAUACAAAAAAAAAGUAAAUAUAAAAGAAGAGUGUUUCGCUAUUUUCUUCUCACUUUUUCUGUGACUUCUCUCUUUCCAGCCGUUUCCUUUUUCCUUGUCUCUCUCUGAUCAUGGCUUCCUCUGCAUCACCUGGAGUGAAAUUUGUGCCAGAAGAGGAUAACUUCUUGCAGAGACAUGUGGCCUUCUUUGACCGGAACAAAGAUGGCAUCGUUUAUCCCUCGGAGACAUAUCAAGGGUUUAGAGCAAUCGGAUGUGGCUAUCUCUUGUCGGCAUUUGCUUCUCUGUUCAUCAACAUGGGUCUAAGCAGCAAAACUCGUCCGGGUAAAGGUUUCUCCUUCUCAUUUCCCAUAGAGGUUAAGAAUAUUCACCUUGCCAAACAUGGCAGCGAUUCAGGCGUUUACGAUAAGGAUGGCAGGUUUGUGGCAUCAAAGUUCGAGGAGAUGUUCGCGAAGCAUUCAAAGACACAUCCCGAUGCUUUGACGGGGGAGGAGCUCGAACAACUACUCAACGCAAACAAAGAGCCUAAUGAUCGCAAAGGAGCGAUUGCUGGAUAUACGGAGUGGAAGAUGCUGCAUUAUUUGUGUAAAGACAAGAACGGUCUGUUGCACAAAGAGACAGUGAGAGCUGCGUACGAUGGUUCUCUUUUCGAACAACUCGAGAAACAAACAGCUUCUAAGAAGCAUCCAUAAACAAACUCUUAUAUGCUUUGUGAAUCUGUUUUAUUUGUUAAAAACUUUGAUUACAAUGGGUUUUAUUUGUUAAAACUAUAGUUUUUUAUU